Pomacea canaliculata is the source of this 2578-nucleotide messenger RNA. Its product is annotated as low density lipoprotein receptor adapter protein 1-A-like. The coding region runs from base 1339 to 2100 and encodes 253 amino acids. The record is from RefSeq and is a predicted model, not a curated record. Lineage: Eukaryota; Metazoa; Mollusca; Gastropoda; Architaenioglossa; Ampullariidae. The transcript is spliced from 3 exons.
GUAACAGACGACUAGCCCGGCUAGAACAAUUCUCUGCCAUGUUAAUGCGAUGUUUGGAAGGAGAGAGCUGCAAAGCUACUUUCAUCAGUCUGUGUGAAGGCCAGAUCAUCAGUAGAGGAGAAGGACAAGGAAGACAUUGUUUCAUCAGUCCUUUCUUUUCAACUUGCAUCUUUCGGAGUGUGCUUUUUGAUGUAUAAUACGUCUCGAAAACCUUGUUACAGCAACGGGACUUCACCGGUUGUUUUGUCACGUGACGUCCAAAGAGUUGCCACCCUGUGGUGUGACCUACUUGCUACCACGUGGUGAGACCUCGGAGGACAGUGACCUGUGACAUUACAGACGCGAGGACUAGGCAUGCAGAUGACUAUACGGUGUGUCUUGUGAAUGUUUACCUUGGCAACUUCGUCUGUUGCUGCCCUGAUGACUUCCCUCCAUCAUGUUUCCUGUCAACUUAUUGAAGGCAUAUUUAGAGAGCCUCAGGGCAUGGCCACUACUAACCCUGCAACCUCCAGACUGUGUGGACACCAGAUGGAGCGUGUUGGCCUCAUGAAAACUUUCUCCAGGCCCUGGAUAAUUGUAGGGUAAACAGGCUGCAGGGAGCACACAGCGGGGUUUCCAUGGUUAUACAAGGUGAUGAUGUCUUGCUGUCACUGUCGGUGUGGUGAGAAGGUACUCCGCCUCUUACCCCAACUCACCCCCCUUCGGUCCAGGAGGUGACCACUGAGGUUAGAGCGAGAGGUGUGUUGAUGUGCUGAUCAGGUAGCAGCCGGUCAGCCGGUCAGCCGGUCAGCCAGUCAGCCAGUGCGCUGGAUGAAGAUGCGGACUGACGAAUGAGGGGCUUGUGGGAACCUGGAGGAACAGGAAGUUCUCACCUGGUGGCCACAGAGGUGCAUUGUUCAGGUGCGGGGUGCAGGUGACACUUUCAGUCAUCACACGAGGCACUGGCGUGGGAAAGUCUUGGCGAGGUGCUUGACUGGUGCCCAUCAAUCGUAUGGUUGGAGUAUAUCACUGAGAGGCGAGUGCACACAAACAUCAUACUGUGUAGUGACUCUGCAGUGUAUAUUUUUGAUGAGAUUCCUUUGUCGCUCAUUCAGAAAGAUCAUUGUGUGCACAGAUGUGUGGUGUGUAUACUGGAACACAGCUUCGACAGGUAUUGUCACGAUACGCUGAACUCACAGCGUGUGACAUGUGACAUAUUGGACACACACCCCCUCAGGCUCCUCCUCAACACUACACUCCUAUGCUACAUCUAAAGCAGACAAUGCAUUUAUAAUGAUGAUAAUCAGGUCUGACAUCAGCAACUUUGACCACAAGCGUAGAAGCUUCUAGCAGGUAGCCAUGUUUGGGUGGAGGAAAGAUGCAGCCAAGAUCUCCGUGAGGUGUCCUCUGUUCCACGUCCGUUACAUUGGGUGCACCGAGACCUUUGUAGCCAAUGGGAAAGGCUGUUCCUACACCCCGGUUCAGCGGCUGUGGGAUAACUCUCCGGGCGAGCGACAUCUCAGGAGAGUUACCGUCCAGCUUAGUCAGACUGGCAUCAGCAUGAGAGACACGGAGAAAAACGAUGAGGUGAUCACAGACUUCCGAAUCGAAGACAUUUCCUUUUGUAACACCGACACCCUCGUCAACGAGCGCAUCUUCAGCUGGAUUUGCCGAGACAGAGACAGCAGCAGCCUGCAGUGCCACGCCGUGCUGUGCAGCACCAAGCAGAAGGCACAGACCAUGGCCUUGGUGCUGUCACGUGCCUUCCAGAUGGCCUACAGGGACUGGAAGGCCAACAAAAAACACCGAGAGAUGGUUAGAAAGCCUCUAGCAGGAGGACAGAACUGGAGGAGCAAAGACCACGUCGACGCCCAAAGUGAAAACAAAGUUCUGUCCCCGGGGACACCACCCAACAGCAUAAUGACAUCCACACUUCAUUCUGGACCAUCGACAGCAAAAGGUAGUUUCGAUAACGAUACGACUUCCCUGCCUGACGAUGAACCAUCCGCGUCUCCUGGAUUCGAGAACUGUUGUAUUCUGGAUCCGGAAGUGGAGGCUGCUCUUGCGGAUGUGGCAGAUAUCAACGACGAUUUUGAUGAGGCAAGGAGCGAGUUGGAGUGAUGUCUCACUGGGAGCAUCUUUCAUCUCAUCGCAAGGAGUAUAAAGUAUUUCAAAACAACUAAAUACAUGAUGACAACUGUGCAGAAUACUAGGACUUGUCUGUUAGAAGGACAAACUUUUGUCAGCUGCAAAGAAAAUGUUCUGCUUGCUUUUCUACUUCCAUUUUGUAAUGUUUUGUUCGCCUGUCAUAUUCAUGUAGCCAUGAAACACAAAGGUCAGAACAACGCAGUAAAUAAACCGACUGCAGUGUAUUUAACAAGAAAAAUACCCUGAUAAAGGAUCUUUACUCAGAUAAGAAGCUCGCUUUUCAUGCAAAAUUUAUUUCAUUGACAUUUUUGUCCCUGGUUUUGAGCUUCUGUAGAGAUGUUAGAACUCACUGCGUGACGACUGAACACUUUUCUCUAGCCAAGAGCUGUGUGUGUGUAUUUUAAUGUGUUUAUCCAAGAUACAUUUCUAUUAAACUGUAUUGACAAUGAUA